AUCACAGGAUGAUUCCCGCAAUCUGCGUACGGGCUGAAAUCACUUGGAAACUCACUCGGGACGUCGAAGUCGACGCACGCGAUCUGUGCUUUGUUGGCCGCGCGUCCCGCAUGUUUCUGGCGCAAGAUUCGACCAAAAAUCUGCGUCCGGAUAGGCACCGAAUCGAUAAACAAAAAUAAAUCGGAGGCACGACGAAUCGGCGGGUGUUGACCGCUGUGGGGGAGGGGACUCAGUUUUUUUGUUAGGCAAGCUGAGAUUGCGGAUGUGGCUCUGGGGAUCUCUGAUGUCUCUGGGUGUGGUGUGCGUUGAAAUAAACGUCACAAGAAUCUAGGGCUUUGCGUUCGAAGAAACUGGUGAUGGUGCUCAUUUGGCGCAUCUACAAUGGCGCGACGGCGGUCCUCGCGACACUGUUUUAUUCCAGGGUUUAUGACUUUUUCGAUCGAGCUAGAGGAUUAAUGAGCACCUCAGGGAGGCUGAUGUCGCUGUUUCGAUUGCAUCCCGGUUUCUUGAACCUCUAUUAUCCACAAAGUGCAAGGGCUUACUGUUUUCAUCGUUUCUUUUGUGAUCGAGCCAUUAAGAACCGAGGUAUUUACUUGGAGUGUCAGGUUUGACAUGGUCGCGAGAUGUCACAGUUUCAGUUCUUAUUGUUGUCUAUGGUGUGGGAUUUUAGAAUCCAGAGCAUCAUUUUGGUAUAAUUAAGGAGAUGGUUCGCUUAGCUCUACUGGAACCUGGUCUAGACGGGAAAGAGUCGAAGAACAUGUUGGAUUAUUUCACUGCACAAGCUUGAUUAGAUUCUCUGUUUUUUACUUCUUGAUUUCUUGGCAAUUCCUGCAACAGAAUGCGGAGCCAUGAGUGUUUUGUAGCCAGCGGCAGACUGAUGUUGUUUGAGGGAUGCAAGUAAGACCUAUCUGGUCUGGAACCGUUGAGUUGGUUGAUUUCUGACGUUGCAAAUUUUUUUUGUCAAAUAUGAUUCGGAUAUGGUUCCUCCUGCUUCAACCUUACAACUCCUUUAGGAACAGCGGAAAUUAUGAUAGCUCUUGAGGGAUGAAAAUUUGUGAUCAGCUUCAGAUAUGCUGAGACUCCCAGGUGGAAAGUCUACUUCAACAUAACUAAUAUCUGCUCACCGUUAGUGUAAACCGAUGUUGAGAUUAAUUGACGCACCUUCACUAAAUUUGGAGUAACCAAAUGUUUAGACGCGUUUCUCGGAAGUAAGGAUUGGAACUAUUCAGUGUUCAGGCAAAUGCAGUCUGUUCACCGCACAAACAGUGUGUGACAUAGAAUUUUCUACAAUGUUUCUCGCCCGGCUUGCAAAUGUUGCGCACAAUACUAGCGAGGGUGAAGUUCGUCGCCUCUUGGAGCAGGUUUCAACAACUGGGGAAGAGCGAGGUUGGAACUCGCAUGGAAUCCAAGCCCUGUUUCGAAUGAUAGAGUUUAACGAGAAUACUGGAGCUCUGCAGGCUCUUCUGGCGCGCCCAGAGCUUGACGUAAACUACAGGAAUAAGGAAAAUCUGACACCACUGCACGUCGCUGCUGCCAAAAAUCGGGAGUACGCAGUGAAGCUUCUCAUGGAAAGAAAAGAUUUGGAUGUAAACGCAACGGCAGAGUUCGACUUAACUCCAUUACACCUCGCUGCAAGAUUAGGGCACACACGCGUUCUGAAACAGCUCUUUAACGACGAUGACAGAUUGUUCCUACACUCAAAGACAACACAUGACUUCUGUGCUUUACACUUAGUCGCUGAAGGAGACGAGGAAAAUUUAGGGCCCCACCUAAACUCUAAAAGAAGCUCCGUGGAGCAAAGGUCUACAGUGGUGAGGCUGCUCCGCGCUGAGCAGGAGAGGAGAGGGUUGAUAGGAUUUGAACAUUUCAAGGACGUCUUUGGACGAACUGCACUUCAUUACGCUGCCAUGAACGGGUAUGUCGAGAUGGUACGGGAGCUGCUGGAAUAUCCGCAUCUGAAUCCUAACGCAGUGGAUAACUACGGGCUGACUCCCCUGCACCUCGCUGUGAAGAAGGGGCACAUUAGCGUUUCGUGUUUGCUUAUUCAAGCUCACAAUAUUGAUCUAAAUUGCAAAGCGGUGUUUAGGCAUGUCCGACCCCAGGUUCCGCCAUUGCAGUACUCUAACGGAAGCUACAUGAUGCAUCUCUUCUAUCCAUCCAUGUGCGACGACAAUGAAACUUAUGAGAUAGUCAAUGCCGGUGUUACCCCACUCCAUAUUGCUGCGGGAGGGAGCCAUGCCGAGAUUUUGAGGUGUCUCUUAGAAUCGAAGUGUGUCAAUUUGCAUGCUGUAGAUUUCAGAGGUUUCACUGCGCUCCAUUUCGCCGUCAUGUACGGAGAUAUCAAAGUUGUGAAAUUGCUAAUGGACCAGCCUAAUGUUAAUCUAAAUUGCUGUGACGGUGAGGGGUUGAUGCCACUGCUGCUCGCUGUGGAACGUUCUCGUCUUGACGUCGUGAAGUUUCUGCUCGGAGACGUCACUACUACCAUGCCCAUGCCGGAGGAUAAACUGCAUAUCUCGAUCAAACUGCUGGACAUAGUGACUCGACACGGGUCUUCUGGAAAUGGCGAGAUUGCACAUUACCUUAUAGAUUGUAUAGAAGACUCUGUAAAGAAUUCUGAAGGGAAUUUUGAUUCUAACUUGGUUCACUGGGCCGUAAAGCAUGGAAACGCUAAGCUGAUGGUACUGAUUUUAUUUUGGAGGCCGGAGGAUGCGAACAUAACAAACAAGAAAAAAGAAACCCCGCUACAUUUGGCUAUACUUAAUGGUCAGACGGAUCUCGUUUCAGAGUUGUGCCGCGAACAGGGCUGGCAAUUGAGAGCUGCAGAAGUGGAUAAGGCGGGUGCCAUUCCCUUAGAUUAUGCAUUCGACCAUGGAAAGGAAAUGCUAGGAAUCCAGCGCCUGCUUCUCUAUCGACAAGAUGUGAAAGAAUAUGUGGACAGGGUCUUCAGGUAUGAAAUGAACACCAUAAACGCCCUCUUUGUGGGAGCAGCACUCUUUGCAAGUAUAACAUAUGUCGCGUGGUUGCAACCGCCCCUGGGAUUCGUGGAGAACUACAACUUCCCGAUGAAAUCGCCUCCGGCUCCUCCGGACACUUACAUGGUAUUCGCCGCAUCGAAUAGAAUCAAUGUAAAACUCUUCUUCAUUUUCAACACAAUAUCCUUCGUCUUCUCCUUGGUGACCAUUUUUCGUGGCGUUGAGGCUCUCUGGAGUGACCGCAAAAAGCUUCAUCAAGGGUAUGUUGGCCGAAGUCUGAGACAAUCAUUCCGCCAUUGCUACUGGUAUUUUGCUAUGUCCACAUCCUUCAUUAUUGCAGCAUUUGAGCAAGCAUCUAAAUCAGUCUUGGCUCCCGGUGAAAUUUGGUAUAUCUCUAUUCUCAUGUACGUUAUUUGGGUAUCCUGGGGCAUUUUAUGCCUAGUCAUUGCACGAAAGCCUCUUCGGCGCAAAUUCAAAAGAUGGCGGAGUUCAAAGAGUACAUCACCAUGUACGUGCUUCACUUCGUUACCGCGCAGGCUAGGACGAUAUUUAGUAAGGAGCAUGCAGAUUGUUUGAUAUACACGCAAAUGGUAGCUGCGAGACUUACCAUCCACUUUGCAAUUGCGAUUUCUAAAAGCAAAUUUCUGGCUAGAAUUGAGGGUUGUAGAAUUUUGAAUACACGACACGAGCAUCACUGGGAAACGAGUGAAGUUGAAACAACCCUUCAAGAUCUGUUGUAUUAGCUUUCAAGUUCCGCCUAAUUCCAGUGUUUUAAAAUUGAGUUUA
Molecule: messenger RNA, 3758 nt
Organism: Physcomitrium patens
Lineage: Eukaryota; Viridiplantae; Streptophyta; Bryopsida; Funariales; Funariaceae
Source: RefSeq, a predicted model, not a curated record